This is a messenger RNA of Orbilia oligospora ATCC 24927, 873 nucleotides long. RefSeq lists its product as uncharacterized. Gene Ontology annotation, cellular component: intracellular anatomical structure. Gene Ontology annotation, molecular function: pyridoxal phosphate binding. Lineage: Eukaryota; Fungi; Ascomycota; Orbiliomycetes; Orbiliales; Orbiliaceae. Bases 1 to 873 code for a protein of 290 amino acids. The record is from RefSeq and is a predicted model, not a curated record. The transcript has a single exon.
AUGGCAGACGUAGAAUACGAACCCGGCAGCGAAGCCGCCUCGAACAUUCUAAAGGACCUACAAGAAAAACUUCAAACCGACACGGAACUCCAAGAACGAGCUCAGGAGUUAAUAUUGAAUAUCCAAGAUAUUCGAGCCAGCGUCAAUGCUGCAAAAGCUGGAGCUGGAACUCAUAGAAGAGGAGGGGAUGAAGUUCAACUCAUUGCCGUAUCGAAGUUAAAACCCGCGAGCGAUAUAUUAGCAUUACACGCCGCGGCCGACGGUGGACAGGUACACUUCGGAGAGAAUUACAUCCAAGAGUUAUGGAAGAAACAUGCGAUACUACCUACUACGAUAUCAUGGCAUUUCAUCGGUGGAUUACAGACAUCAUCGAUUUCAAAGCUAGCGAGGAUUAGGAAUCUUUAUGCUGUUCAUUCUAUCGAUUCUGCGAAGAAGGCGGUGACGUUGAAUCGGUUGAGGCCAGAUGGUUUCCCUGUUGUUAAUGUCUUCGUGCAGGUUAAUACCUCCGGGGAGGAUUCGAAGUCUGGGGUGGAACCUGAGGUGGAUGGCGGGGAGUUGUGGGAUGUUAUAUCUACGAUAAGGAAGGAAUGUCCGAAGUUGAAUUUGGUGGGGUUGAUGACUAUUGGGGCUAUUGCUAGGAGUCAGGCUGCUAAGGAAGGGGAGGAGAAUGAGGAUUUUGUGGCUUUGGUUAAGGUUGCUGAAGGGUUGGAAGGGAGGAUUGAGAGGGAGGAAGGGGUGAAGGUUGAGUUGAAGUUGAGUAUGGGGAUGAGUGAUGAUUUUGAGAGUGCAAUUGGGAUAGGGGCUGGGUUUGUUAGGGUUGGGAGUAGUAUCUUUGGAGCGAGGCCGAAGAAGGCGGAUGCUAGUAUUCUAUAG